Panicum virgatum (switchgrass) is the source of this 1807-nucleotide messenger RNA. RefSeq names its product putative F-box/FBD/LRR-repeat protein At4g00315. The coding region runs from base 70 to 1020 and encodes 316 amino acids. NCBI's taxonomy places the organism in Eukaryota, Viridiplantae, Streptophyta, Magnoliopsida, Poales, Poaceae. The record is from RefSeq and is a predicted model, not a curated record. Gene Ontology annotation, molecular function: protein binding. The transcript has 5 exons.
UUCUCCAUAAGCCUCCAAGCAAAUGUUUCCAAUUCAGUCCGCUCCGAUCCCCACCCACCUCCGCCGCCCAUGGAGAUGGAGCAGAGCGAUGGCGGGGGCGCCGUCAAGCGCGCCAAGCUUUCCCCCGGCGCCGGCGAGGACCGCCUCAGCGCGCUGCCCGACGACGUCCUCGUCCUCAUCCUCCUCCGCCUCCACACCGCCGAGGCCGCCCAGACGGCCGUCCUCUCCCUCCGCUGGCGCCGCGUCUGGGCCCUCCUCCCAGAGUUCCGCGUCGCCUUCGCCGGCCCCAUGCCCUGCAGCGUCGGCCCCGCCAUCGCCGCCCACCAGGCGGACCUCCGCUACCUCCACGUGGGGGUCAUGGACGCCACCCCCGAGUCCGUGGCGGCCUGGCUCCCCGCCGCCGCGCGCCGCCUCUGCGGCCGCUUCGUCUUCCUGAACCUCGCGGGGAGGGACGAAGAUUGGGAGGAGGCGGCCGCGCGACGGAACGUUCUCGAGCUGCCGUGCUUCGAGCGCGCCGCCACGGUCUACCUCGACCUAGGCCUUCUCGGCGCCGCCAUGCCGCUUGCCGGCGUCUUCGCCCGGCUCACCGAGCUGACCCUGGCUCGCGUCCGGUUCCGCGGGCCAUGCGGCCUCGGCGACGCCGUGUCCUCGCCGAGGUGCCCGUGCUUGCUGAGUCUCGCCGUCCACGACGCCCGGGGCCUGGACAAUCUCACCAUCCGUUCUGAGUCUCUCCUUAAAGUGGUGCUUAAGCAACUGAGUGGCCUGCUGCAGCUCACCGUGGUGGCGCCGGCACUCAAGGAGUUCUUUGUGGUGUACUGCUUCCAUAUUGAUCAGAACCAACCGGUUGCCAACAUCUCGGCCUCUCAGCUUGUGUCUCUGAAAUGGUUGGAUGCAUUCGAUGCAAACACCGUCCAGCUUGGCAAGUUGGAACAUCUCCAAUCGCUUGACACAUUCUUUGUAUUCGUGUAUGGUACUAUGGUGACGAUGAAUUCCGCUUUACGUACAAUCGUGCUUGCCUAAGGCUCUUGCGCCACUUUAAGGUCAUCCAAACUCUCUGUCUCAGACUGGCCUAUCUGCAGGACAUUGAUGGAUAUCAAUACUUGAUGGAAGACUUGACAAUGCUCCCUGACAUUAUGAAUCUGCACUUGGUUGUAAUGGCAGAAGGACAUGACUUUGGGGGCAGCUCGUUCAAUGUUCUUAGAUUGUGUACUGGUAUAAGAAGGUUACUGCUGCAAUUACCUGGACAUACUGGCUCGGAGGCGCAAACUGCAUGCUCAACAGGUUGUAUUUGUGAUCAACCAUCAAACUGGAAAACCGAAGAACUCUUGUUGAAUCACCUCGAAGCAGUAGAAAUUCUUGAAUUUAGAGGAUCUGAGCAUGAAGUAUCUUUUGUGAAGCGGCUACUCAACUGGGCUACAGUGCUGAAAAAGAUGACAGUAACAUUUGAUAUUUUUGUCACUGAAAGCAUGGUGAAGGAAUUGAGCCAGAUGUUUCAAGGCUACUCUCGUCCAGAAAUAUGCUUCGAAUUCCACAUGUACUGGGACUUCGUUAAGGUGCUGUAUGCACCCCAAGGAUAAGACAACAUUGGUGGGUUGCAAAAAUGGGUGGAGCCGUGAAUACCAGGAUCUUGUCAGGACCCUUGACAUUCGCAUCAUGAAGAAAGCUGUGUUGUCAAACUAUCGAGGGAACAAGUCCCAUGUUAACUUUGCCAAAUUCUUUGUACUGAAUGUAAAGACAAUGGAGUACUAUUGAAGUACUCCCGUUCCAAAAAACAAGUCAUUUUAGAUUCAAAAUUUGUUCCAAAAAA